This is a messenger RNA of Sphenostylis stenocarpa, 712 nucleotides long. The record is from the annotation of a GenBank genome assembly. NCBI's taxonomy places the organism in Eukaryota, Viridiplantae, Streptophyta, Magnoliopsida, Fabales, Fabaceae.
GUAUUCUUUUUCAGUUGUUUCUAAGGAUGAAAUUCCUCCAGACGAAUAUGCUUUGGAACUGAAUGGAAUUACGAUCAAAGAAACAGCAAAAUUAGGUCCUCGCCCCGAGAAGCCCAUUGAGAUAUAUGAAUUUGAGAGCUGUCCAUUUUGCCGAAAGGUUAGAGAAAUUGUUGCUAUUUUGGACCUUGAUGUUGUUUUUUAUCCCUGUCCAAGAAAUGGUCCAAAUUUCCGUCCAAAGGUUCUUCAGAUGGGUGGCAAACUGCAGUUCCCUUACAUGAUUGACCCAAACACAGGUGUUUCAAUGUACGAAUCAGAUGACAUAAUUCGGUAUUUGGUUGACAAUUAUGGUGAUGGAAACGUUCCUUUAUCUUUAUCACUUGGAUUUUUAACGACACUAACAGCUGGUCUUGGUAAUCUUAGUCGUAUUGGAAAGGGGACAACUUAUACUCCAGCAAAGUUCCCUCCAAAGCCACUUAAAUUAUGGGCAUAUGAGGGGUCUCCUUUCUGCAAACUUGUACGUGAAGUACUAGUGGAAUUGGAGCUGCCACACUUGCUUGUCAGUUGUGCUAGGGGUAGCCCAAAGAGACAUAUACUAUAUCAGAAAACUGGAUAUUUCCAGGCACCCUUUCUGGAAGAUCCAAACACUGGGAUAGAAAUGUUUGAAAGUGCAGAAAUCAUAGAGUAUCUAAGAGCAACAUACGCUCUUGUAUGA